Molecule: messenger RNA, 2269 nt
Organism: Sorex araneus (European shrew)
Lineage: Eukaryota; Metazoa; Chordata; Mammalia; Eulipotyphla; Soricidae
Gene: CCDC9
Product: coiled-coil domain containing 9
Exons: 14
Coding region: 195-1994 (599 amino acids)
Source: RefSeq, a predicted model, not a curated record
GUGACAUCUCUAUUUCCCUUAUUCACGUGGUGCGGGCGGGAAGUGACGCACGGCGCCCGGGAGCUGCGGACUCGGAGCCCGACGGAGCCGGAGUCGCGGACGCCGCGGGGUCUCGGCGACAGGAGACCCCCAGUACUUCGAUCUGAUUCUGCAGGCGAGCUUUGCUGGGGCCCCGGCCCCAUCCUGCCAGCAGCAUGGCAGCCACGUUGGACCUGAAGUCCAAGGAGGAGAAGGAUGCUGAGUUGGACAAGAGGAUUGAGGCUCUGAGGCGGAAGAAUGAGGCCCUCAUCCGGCGCUACCAGGAGAUCGAGGAGGACCGGAAGAAGGCAGAGCUCGAGGGGGUGGCCGUGACGGCGCCCCGGAAGGGCCGUUCCCUGGAGAAGGAGAAUGUCGAGGUGGAGCUGGAGAAGAACCUGGGUCCCACCCGGAGGGCUCCUGGCACCUCUCGGCCCCCGGGAGCACCCAAGGGAGGCCGGCCCCCUCCUCAGCAGCAGGGAGGCCGGGCAGGUGCGGGCCGUGCCCCCCGCAACUGGGAGGACAGUUCCAGGGACCAUGCUCGGGGGACUGGAGGUCGUGGCCGGAGGGGCCGCGGCCGGGGCGCCCCACAUCUCUCGGGGACCGGAGACACUUCUAGUUUCGACCGCAAAUCCAAGGAGUGGGAGGAGCGGCGCCGGCAGAACAUCGAGAAGAUGAACGAGGAGAUGGAGAAGAUCGCCGAGUAUGAGCGCAACCAACGGGAAGGCGUGCUGGAGCCCAACCCCGUGCGGAACUUCCUGGACGACCCGCGGCGGCGCGGUGGGCCCCUGGAGGAGCCGGAGCGGGACCGGCGGGAGGGCAGCCGGCGACACGGGCGCAACUGGGGCGGCCCCGACUUUGAGCGGGUGCGCUCUGGCCUGGAGCAGGAGCGGCAGGGCCGCCGUGCGGGCCAGAGCGGGUCCGGGGACAUGACGCUGUCCAUGACGGGCCGCGAGCGCUCCGAGUACUUGCGCUGGAAGCAGGAGCGGGACAAAAUCGACCAGGAGCGGCUGCAGCGGCACCGCAAGCCCACGGGCCAGUGGCGGCGUGAGUGGGACGCAGAGAAGACCGAGGGGAUGUUCAAGGAUGGCCCCGUCGCGACCCUCGAACCCCCCCACCGGUUUGAUGACCACUCCUGGACUCGGCCUCCCAAGCCUCCCACUUUCGGGGAGUUCCUGUCCCAGCACAAGGCUGAGGUCAGCCGCAGGAGGAGGAGGCCCAGUCGCCCCCCUGCCAAGGCGGCCCCCCGCACCUACAGUGACCAUGAUGAUCGGUGGGAGAUGAGGGAGGCCACGUCCCCGGCCCCCAAGACGCUGCAGCCUGUGCCCCCCACAGAGACAACUGCUCAGCCUCCCGGGACCCCCAGCCCUGCCCAUCGGCCUCCCGAGGAUGACGGGGAGGAGGAGGUGGGCGAGGAGGAGGACGAGGAUGAGGACUGGGAGGACGUGAGUGAUGAGGAAGAGGAUGCCGAGGAAGAGGAAGAGGAGGAGGAGGAAGAGGAAGAAGAGGAAGAAGCUGAGGAGGAGGAGGAGGAGGGAGAGGCAGCCGGAGACAACCCCUCCCAAGAGGCUGAGCCCCCUGGAACGCCAGGCAGAGAGCAGGCCGACGCGGAGCCUGCCACACCCCAGGAGCCAGCGCCACUUCUGGCAUCGCCCCAAGCCCCGACCUCACCCCCCAGACCCUUCUCACCCCCCGGGGGCCACCAGCCCGUGUCCGACUGGGGUGAAGAGAUGGAGCUGAAUUCUCCGCGGAGCACCCACCCGCCUGGCGCCCCCUCCCAGGGAGGAGACCAGCCAGCCCCUGCCUCCCUGGAGAGCGGGCAGAGCCACCCAGGAACCCCGAAAGCCGAAGAGGAGGGGUCUGAGGCCGCUCCAGAGGCAGGCCCUGAGGGCCGGGAGACCGCAGAGAUCACCGACUUCCAGAGGGUGCGUUUCUGCAAGGUGGUGGCGGUUGCCCCGCCCCCGGGGGCCGCCCGCUGACCGGGGCCGCCGCAGGGGGCCUCUGCACCACUGCACUAACCGCCUGCUUCCGCCACCCUGCGGCCAGGAGAGGGUUGAACGAGAGGGCUAGAGCGGGGGAGCGGGGCUGGCCCUGGGCCGUCACCCGGGCCGCCUGCCGGGAGCGCUGUGGCAGCCGAACGCUGAGACGGCGCAGGCCCCCGGAGAGUGGGUGCCGGUGUCCGGCCGCGCCCGCUGCCGCGCCAGCCACUCGUGGCCAGACUCGGCGUCUUGAUUAAACGCUGUGCUUCCGCUGA